Molecule: messenger RNA, 3568 nt
Organism: Girardinichthys multiradiatus
Lineage: Eukaryota; Metazoa; Chordata; Actinopteri; Cyprinodontiformes; Goodeidae
Gene: sorbs3
Product: sorbin and SH3 domain containing 3
Exons: 21
Coding region: 213-2336 (707 amino acids)
Molecular function (GO): protein binding
Source: RefSeq, a predicted model, not a curated record
AAGGGCUAGGAGUAUGAGAGAGAUUGUGUGUCCUGGCCAGUUUCAAAAGUCAGAGAGAGUAAGAGAAAGUACAGAGAAGAUCUGCAGUGAGGUGUUCAUGCACAGCUAAGGGGAACAAAAAGACGUGUGAGUUCACAGGUUGAUGCCUACAGAAAGCAGAUACUUCAUGCUGAGGGGAAACGAUUAAUCACAGAGGAACCAUAACAGACCAUAUGCAGACUCAGCAAAGUGCGGAAGUAGCGGGCCAUCCAAAUGGCUUCCAGACUCAUCUUUCUAGAAAGCCUGAAGUUUCUUCAGGCCAGCACAUACUGACUUCUCCAGAGCAUGUGGUGGUCAUCUCCCCUGGACUCCCUACUCCUCCACUGAGCCCAUUUUGCUCUACAGGACCAACACCUGGAGUCGUCAAGGUGUCAGAGCUGAAUGGAGGAGGUCCAGUUACUCCGAGCUUUGGAUCAUACUAUGGACCUUCACAGUCACAAGGUGAACUGUCCAAUGGAGUCCAGGCCUCGUCUACUUUGCCACAUAGCUGGGUCCCAAAUAACGAGGGGAGGCUUAUUAAGUUCUCAGGAAUAGGUCCAGUCGAUGAGACUGGGAUGCCCAUCGCGUCCAGAUCGAGCGUGAACAAGCCUAGAGACUGGUACAGGAGUAUGUUCAGACAGAUUCACAAGAAGCCAGAGGAGCUGGAGGAUUCAGAGCGGUGGUCACCAGAGCGACUCCAGCUAUCUGCAGAGAGAGAAAAAACCAUUGAAGGAGACACGAAUCUCUUCAGACUGACACCUUACGGAUCCCUGCCAGACUGGAGUGAGGAUGUAGAUAAGCUGUCAGACCCUGGAAAGCAACACCCUCAACCUAGAAGCAUAUUCGACUUUGAACCUGAAAAGAGCUCCGCUUCAGUGAGUAACAGCCAGGUUCUUUUGUCCCAGAAGAGACAGUCUGAGAAGCCAAAAUCUCCUUCCAUUGAGGCCAGUCUGCAGUCUGAGCUGAGCCAGUUUGAAGCUGAGCUGGACUCGGAGAUUCAGGGCCUGGAGAGGACUCUUUCCCAGAAGAAGCAGCGUCGAGGCCGGGGUGAGGAGGCCACAGGCAGGGACUCAGUAGAUGUUCCAAAGGCUGGCACCACCAACCACAGAAAUCUAUCAACAUCUAACCAGCCCACCCAGCGUUCCGGUGCCUUACCAUCGACCUUUGCUCCUGAUCAUGUAGGACGUCUGUACCCUGCAAAUGAAACCAUGGAGCCCCAGUCAAAAAAAGAAGAAAAAAAGAUGAAAGCUGCAAGAGCCAAGUUUAAUUUCCAGGCUCAGUCACCCAGGGAGCUCACACUGCAGAAAGGCGACAUUGUUUACAUCCACAGGCAGGUAGAUGCCAACUGGCUUGAAGGGGAGCAUCAUGGGAGAGCUGGUAUUUUCCCAACUUCUUAUGUAGAGGUUCUGCCUCCCACAGAGAGGCCGACGCCUAUAAAGUCUCCGACUCUCCAGGUGUUGGAGUAUGGGGAAGCUGUAGCUCUUUAUAACUUCAACGCUGACCUACCUGUUGAGCUUUCCUUUCGUAAAGGUGAGGUGAUUUGCAUAACCAGGCGCGUUGAUGAUAAGUGGUUUGAGGGCAGGAUCUCUGGAACAAGCCGGAGCGGCAUCUUCCCGGCCAGUUAUGUCCAGGUCAACAAGAUGCCCCGCACCAAAUACUCCACGGAUGACUACUCAGCGAGUCCCACGUCUCCCAUCUCCCCCGGACCACAGAGUCCGAGACGUCCGCUCCACUCCCCAUCCCCGCAGUCACCACUGACCUUUUUCACCCCCCCUUCCCUUAGCCCCAAACCUGAGCACUCCCCCCUGAAACCAUCUUCACCUGUCCCGUAUGGCAGCCCUGGCUCACAGUCACGCUCCCUCACCCAGACACAGUCACCCUUUCGUUUUCCCCACAGCACCUCCCAUAAUAUGGCUUUCCCCACCAACCAAAACAGCAACUUGGUUGCAGCACACUCCACAGUUAGAGCAGUUUCACCUUCUUCUCAGUCUUCAGCGUCCGUGCACAGAGCAGGAGCUCCCUCAGUGAACACUCCCAGAUACACGGGUCCCGCACAGGGUGCAAUACCAAGCCUGUAUACUCCUUCUAAUGCACACAUCAGCUCACAGGCACAGAACAAUCCUGGUUCCAUAGUGGGGCAAGGCCACCCGUAUAAAGCUGUUUACAGCUACAGGCCCCAGAAUGCAGAUGAGCUGGAGCUCAUAGAAGGGGACAUUGUGCAAGUGAUGGAAAAAUGUGAUGACGGCUGGUUUGUAGGUACGUCAGAACGGACGCAUACUUUUGGGACUUUUCCUGGGAAUUACGUGACACCAGUCUGACUUCCUCACUCCCUGCUUUCCAACAUUCAGUGGGACUCAUGAGCAUAGCUAAUGAUCAUUGCCUCGUCCCAUCAUAGAUAAUGUUUUGUAGGGUUUGCAUGCACACUCUGUUUUCCAGAAGAGAAGGGAGGGACACAAUGUGGUUUCUCUCCUUACUUCCCUGCAUGUGUGAGCACAUUUGAAUGCAAGAAUGUGUUGCACAGUGAUUUGAGGAGUGUUUUUGCACACUUGAGAGCAACGCUGAUGAGACUGAUCCAUGUGCACAAAAUGAACAUUUUAAUUUCCUUGUUCCACAACGUUUUGCAGCUGGAGGAAAUUUGCAUCCUUCCCUCUGAACAGCACAUUUUCCCUUUGAGGUCCUUAAAUAACACUGCUGCACCUAGCUACUUGUCACCUCAGUGCCUACACAAACCAUAACUGGGAUUUAAUAAGGAAGGAGAUAUUUGUAGCAUUUUACUGGAUUAUUAAUAUUUCUUUCACAUAUUUUUCCCCAGAUGUUCUUUCAGAUGUCAGAUGAAAUAGCUGCAGCAGUUUUUGAAGAAACGUCACAAACAACUGUAGGACAGUAAGGGCUUUGACAUAUCAUCAUCUAUUUACUGCCAUCCACAAAUCUAUGAUGUAAUUCAUCUACUGGUUUCUUUCAUUAUAAAGUAGUCUCGAUGUUUUACAGUGCUAGGCUGUUGUUGUCUGCCUGUAGGUAAAGUAAAGACCUCCAUCAUAUUCUCUGCUUUAAAAUAAGUUUUAAUGCAUACAACAAAAGCAGAUGUGUUUUAACAGGUUGGAUCAAUAAUGCUCUGAUUGUUAAAUUAUCCUUUGAAAUGCUAAAUUUAAUUCUGUUUGUGCCAAAUGUUGCCUAUGAUGACAUACAUCUGUUCAGCUGUCCAUGAAACAUUCCCAGCUCACUCUCUGUUAUGUUCUCAACAGUUGCUUUGGUGAUAUUUUCUUCGUUGAUGUUUAUACAUUAUUUUGAAAGCAGUAUUCAAGAAAAUCAUCUGGAUUUGUUUUCAGCUCAACUUGAUACAUUUGUAACAAAGUCUCAUCUUUAAGUGACAGUUUCAUUGUGAAAAAUGAAUUUCAUUUAGUAGCCACAUUAGAUGAUUGUACAGAUUGCAACAGUUUGUAAAACUGAAAGGAUAAUAUAUAUUUGCUUAAAAACAACAAUGUAUUGCAUAUCUAUGGUACGAAAUUUAUAUAAAAGUUGAUUAAAUAUAACAGAGUGAUACAAAACGCAA